CCAUACUGUUUUGCUCAUCACCACUGUCGAUACCCCGAGAUCUGCGGUAAAAUAUCCCCCUCAACAGGACUAACCUCUAAAGCCUCUUCUUCGAUGAUCCAAUAUCUGAAAUCCCCAUCAUCUCGCUGUUGAAUUCAACGCAGAUCUUAGGGGAUCUAGGGUUUCAAAUUUGAGCCCAAGGGAUUUGGAGAUCGAGCUAAAAUGUCAGUUCAAGAUUACCUCGACAAGCACAUGCUCCCUCGAAAGAUCGAGGACGCCGUCAAUGCUGCAGUGAGGGCUAAAACCCCGGAUCCAGUUCUCUUCAUCUCGAAUCACAUGAAGAAAGCCGUUCCAUCGGCAAUCACAAAGAUUAAAGCGAGGCAGAUCCUAGAUAGCAGGGGGAUCCCUACUGUGGAGGUUGAUUUGUAUACCAACAAAGGGAUGUAUCGAGCCUCUGCUCCCAGUGGAAUUUAUACUGGAAUGUAUGAAGCUACUGAACUACGCGAUGGCGACAAAGCAAAGUAUCUUGGAAAGGGUGUCUCAAAAGCUGUUAAGAAUAUCAAUGAGAAGAUUUCUGAGGCCUUGAUAGGCAUGGACCCAACACUCCAAACACAGAUAGACCAAGCCAUGAUGGAUUUGGAUAAAACGGAGAACAAGGCUGAACUUGGAGCAAAUGCCAUGUUGGCUGUUUCAAUUGCUGCUUGCAAAGCUGGUGCUGCUGAAAAAGAGGUCCCAUUAUAUAAACAUAUUGCUGAUCUUUCUGGUAAAUAUGAUCCAGUGCUUCCAGUUCCUGCAAUUACUGUCAUUAGUGGCGGAAAACAUGCCGGGAACAACCUUGCCCUUCAAGAAAUCAUGAUUCUUCCAACUGGUGCUCAUAACUUCGAGGAAGCUCUGCAGAUGGGUUCUGAGACCUAUCAUCACCUUAAGGCUAUUAUCUCUGAAAAGUGUGGUUCCAAUGGGUGCAAUGUUGGUGAUAUUGGCGGUCUUGCACCGGAUAUUUCCAGCUUUUCCGAUGGCUUGGAUCUUGUCAAAGAGGCCAUUGACAGAGCAGGAUAUAAUGAUAAAAUUAAGUUGGCAAUAGAUGUUGCUGCUACUGAAUUUUGCAUAGGAAAGAAGUAUGAUUUGGACUUCAAAACUCCAAAUAAGUCUGGACAGAACUUCAAAACUGGAGAAGAGAUGAUUGAGAUGUACACCAGACUUUGUACAGAUUAUGCAAUUGCCUCCAUCGAGCAACCGUUUGAUAAGGAUGAUUGGGAGCAUACAAAGUUAUUCUCUGGCCUUGGAAUCUGUCAGGUCGUGGGAGAUGAUUUAUUGAUGUCAAACCCAAAACGUAUAGAACGGGCAAUAGAUGAAUCAACUUGCAAUUCUCUUGUCCUCAAGAUAAAUCAAAUUGGAACUGUCACAGAGGCUAUAGAAGUUGUGAAACAAGCAAAGGAUGCCCAGUGGGGAGUGGUUGCAUCUCACAGAUCCGGAGAAACAGAAGAUUCAUUUGUUGCUGAUCUAGCAGUUGGUCUAGCAACUGGUCAAAUUAAGGCAGGUGCUCCUUGUCGUGGAGAGCGACUAGUGAAGUAUAAUCAGUUACUUAGGAUUGAGGAAGAACUUGGGAGCCAAGCUAAAUAUGCUGGAGAAAACUGGAAGUUGCCAUGAUCCUGGCUGCGGAUUAUCCUUUUCACAAUUUUGGUUAACAGAGAAGACAGAGGCUCUCGUGAGGCUUGUUGCUGUAGAUGCUGUGGAGCUGAACACAUUGCGUUCCAUAAUCACUAAUUUUUAUUCAACCAAAGGUGAUACAGAUGCAGGAUUAAUCCAAGAAAGGAGCUCUGGGUUCAAAUCUCAAAUGCCUUCCGUUUUCUGGGAAAGUUGGCGUGUUUUUUUAUCAUUCAAUGGAUGUAUCCUCUUGGAAAUACUUUUCCUUUUCUGCAUAGUUGUUAUAGGUUCAGACGUCAAUAGUGUUUGUGAAUUUUGUGCAAUAUUUGGCUUGUUUUAAUGUUGUAGUUGUUUCCAAAUUUAAGAUAUGGUAUACUGUAAAAGUGGUUAUUUGAUGGGAUUCAUCUUGUUAAUGUGCUGGAAUUUUUCUCUC
This is a messenger RNA of Asparagus officinalis (garden asparagus), 2056 nucleotides long. Its product is annotated as cytosolic enolase 3. The transcript is spliced from 13 exons. Gene Ontology annotation, biological process: glycolytic process. Bases 202 to 1626 code for a protein of 474 amino acids. The record is from RefSeq and is a predicted model, not a curated record. Gene Ontology annotation, molecular function: magnesium ion binding; phosphopyruvate hydratase activity. NCBI's taxonomy places the organism in Eukaryota, Viridiplantae, Streptophyta, Magnoliopsida, Asparagales, Asparagaceae. Gene Ontology annotation, cellular component: phosphopyruvate hydratase complex.